UCUAUCCCAAGCCAUAUCUGCUGCCAUAUCUCCCUCUCAGCAGAAAAGUAUACAUUAUCACUAUGGAUUAUGUUUACUUAACUUUAAAAUUAUAUUCAUUUGUGUGUGCAGCAUGUGUGUGUGCAAGUGUGCAUGUAUGUGUGCAUAUGUGUCCCAUGCAGAGGGGGUCCCUGCAUGUGUCAUAUGGGGAAGUGAACUGCAAGAAGAAAUAAGAAUGGAAACACGGUGCAGAUUGAAGAUUCCGGAAGUCUAAUACCAGGUGAUCCAUUGUCAGCAUAUUUAAAACACAGUACAAUUUGGGGAAAGUUUCCAGGCCACAAUCAGUCCAAUCAGUCCAAUUCCAGAUGCACAAUAAAGCCUAAGGUAUGACUACAUAGAGACUCUUUUACAGAGUACAUGUAACCAUGAGGGUUGGUUCUACAGCUGAAAGGCCUAGAAUCUAGUGUGGUCUCUGACGACAGCACAAAGGUCAGAAGCCAUAAAGUACAUGUGACAUCUCCCCUAAAGAUGGGCUACGGUCUAGGGAAGGAAGAGUCUGGGAUGAUCAGUCUGAGGAAUUUGGGUGAGGUCUGUCCCUUCAGAGAGCAGAAAGGUCACCAGGUCAUUAACAAGAUCCACUCUCAGCUUUCUGAAUGGAAUGCAGGCAUUUGAUUUUUAUCUCCUCCAUUGAGGAGAUUAGCAUUACUGAUUCACUUAGUGCUUCUCUGUGAGUAUCAGGACCCUCUGUGUUCCCAACACCAUGAUGAGGCAUGUGUACAGGAAACAUUGGCUUUGUGUAUGUGUUAGAUAAACUGCCUUGGGACAUAGGCUUGGAAUGGCUGAUUUAUAAACUAAAGGAAUGUUCACAGGUACCUUGUUUGCUAUCUCUAGGAAUUAGCUAACUCUGAAGGGGUAAUUCCUCCCCAUGUUCCCAAGGGUCAAGAUAUCAUAAAAUACUGAUGGUGGUAGCAGCAGAGUUGGCAAUGGUUGGACUGUGUGACUGUUAAUGCAGGAAGUAAAUGUGACUUUGUUGUGUAAGAGAAGCAUGGAGGGAAGCUAAGGAUGAUGAUUCCAUUCAUACGAUGUUUAUGGAGACCAGCACUGAAAAACAGGGGGAGAUGAAUGUAAAUUUCCCUGGUUUCUUAUUACCACUGCCAAUGAGAAUUUUAAAUAUGGUAGGCACAAUAGCAGUAACCCUAGUACCUGGAAGCCUGAGGCAGAAGACUCCUGAGUUUAGUGUCAGCCUAGGCUGCAUACAAGAUGUUGUUUCAAAAAUAUGGUAGGAUAUUAUAAGUGAAGGGAAGGCAAGUAUUAUUUGAGGUUAAAAUGGUUCAUUUAUAGGACUGAUGAAAACAAUUUUAUUGCUGCCAUCUCUAAUACACUUUUCAUUAAAUACAGAUAUUCUUUGAUCUACAGCAGGGGGACUUCUCAAUAAACUUAUCCUACAUUGAAAACAUUAAGUGAAAAUAUAUUUUAUCCUUUACCCUACAAGAUAUCGUAGUUUAACUCAGUCUGCCUCAAAUGUCCUCAGGACACAUUUGGACAAAAUCAUCUAACACAAAGCCCAUUUUAAAACAAAACACUGAAUAGCUCAUGUUAUUUAUCAAAUACUGUAUUGAAAAUAAAAACAGAAUGGCUAUAUGAAUAAGCUUUUGUACCAUUGUAAAGUAAAGGUUGUUAGUGGGACCAUUGUGAAUUGGGAAGCAGCUGUACCUAAGAUCUGGAGACAUGCAGGAAAUUGCCAACAGUGUCAGCACAUGCCUAGCUCAUGCGGAGUUUGCUUCUGAUCCUGUCAUGUCAGCAAGAAUAUUAUUCAUAAUUGUUCUUAAAGAUAAGGUCUUGCCAUGUAACUCAGGCUGGCCUCAAGCCUGAGAUCCUCUUCCCUCAGCUUCCCCGUUGAUGGGAUUCUAGGCAUGUGCCACCAUGCUUGACACUACCGGGAUCUUUUAAACUAGCUGCCUAGAAUAAAUUAUUUUAAACUGACUAGCAAUGAUUGCUAAAAGAAGAGGAAAAAAAGUAAAGAAAGUGGUGUAAAUAUUUUAAACAUUCAUUUAACUCAAGUAUUUUGGCAAGAAAAAACAAGCGACUGUUGCUUAGCAUAUGUAAAGUUCUAGUCCGUAUUUAGAAGGCUAUUGCUUAAAUAUAGUGAAUUAUGUGAAUACAUUAACAAAUUGUUUCAUUCAAAACUAAAAAGGGAUGCAAAAGAUGAAAGUCAUGCACACCCCCUUUCCUGUGUACACAUUGCUCACAAACUCCACUACCCCAGGAAUGCCCUUCCACAGUCGGAAUAAGUUCUGCAGCACACCUCUCAACAAUCCCCCUCAACAUGCAUCCUCGUGUGAGUAGUGCCACAAACCCUAGCACCAAGCAACCAUGACCUUUCCUUGUUCUGGACCCAUGAUAACACUUGGCACUGGAAAUCUCGCGGGUAGGUGGCUGUCAAAAGACUAACGGGACUAGUCUAAUUUCAUCUUUUAGGAACUUAAACUAAGAGCCACAAGAGGAAUUUGUCAGUUGACAGCAAAGCAAGCUGGAAGGUCCUGGAAAGGACUUAAGAUUUUGUCACUUUUACGUAAAUCUACCACUCCAUCCAAGUUCCCACCCCACCUGAACCCAUACCCCACCAAAACACUACAAAUACUUUGUAACUCCGCACACAGUUAAACAUUCGGGCUAGUGCUUGUGUUUUCGUUUCUUUAGUUGUUUUCAAAGACAAAAAUUAACCUAUCAGUGAAAAGGUUGUAAUAAAAGCAGAUUUAAUGAGGACUGGAGUGGAUAGUAUAUAAUGGUUUUAUUUGAAGCCCCCAAAGAUGUUCUUAAAUUUUAUGUAUCUAUUUAAAGGGCUGCAUGAAUACAGUCCAGUUAGUACAAAUGCACACGGUCCCUUCAACGAAGUUCAAGCUUCUACACACGUCUCCCAGCCUAGGCUACCAGUUGCGGGAGAACUUCCGGCCGACUCAGCCAGGGUUUCCGCUCAGGGCGGUGACUCGGGACCAGAGCUGUGACUUCAUCGAUUGCUUCCGCCUGAGCAGCCGCAGGCCCGCAGGGAUCGACUGCUCGGGUCUGGCGAGUCAGGCGCGGGAAAGCCGAGUUUGAAGCCGGUGGGUUCGGUGAGGCGGGCGGCUUCCUCACCCCUUGACGCUGCCGCGAGCAGCCAUGUCGGAGGCGUAUUCACCGGUGGAGUCCGGCGCCCUGGGACCCGAGGAGAACUUCCUGUCCUUGGACGACAUCCUGAUGUCCCAGGAGAAGCUGCCGGUGCGCGUCGAGACGUCCAUGCCGCGCCUGGGCGCCUUCUUCCUGGAGCGGGGCGCGGACGCCGAGUCGGACCACGCGCUGCCGCAGGGCACAAAGCUUGAGCUUCCCUUGUGGCUGGCUAAAGGACUCUUUGACACCAAGCGGCGCAUCCUUUCUGUGGAACUUCCCAAGAUGUACCAAGAGGGAUGGAGGACUGUGUUCAGUGCAGACGCUAAUGUCGUGGACCUCCACAAAAUGGGGCCCCAUUUCUAUGGGUUUGGCUCCCAACUUCUGCACUUUGACAGUCCAGAGAAUGCAGAUAUCUCCCAGUCUCUGCUGCAGACUUUUAUUGGACGGUUCCGCCGCAUCAUGGACUCCUCCCAGAAUUCUUACAAUGAAGACACUUCAGCACUGGUAGCCAGGCUAGAUGAGAUGGAGAGAGGCUUAUUUCAAAUAGGGCAGAAAGGGCUGAAUGACUUUCAGAGCUGGGAAAAGGGUCAGGCUUCUCAGAUCACAGCGUCCAAUCUCGUUCAGAACUAUAAGAAGAGAAAAUUCACUAAUAUGGAAGACUGAACACGGAACAGCACUGCAACUUGUGGAUUUAUCUGUGUCCCUGAUAAGACCUAGUUAACUUCAUGGGUGACCCAAAUGUGUGCUGCUUUUGACCUUCAGCAGGCUCCAAGCUUGGAACUACCUGGUUGGGGGCAGAUGUGCAUGCCCUUGAUCCUGUUUGUCUUCCUGGACUUCAGUUACCUGCUAUUCCACAGCAAGGCCUUUUGACCCAAGAAUGCCACUGAGGAGGAGCCAGAGUCCAUCUUAAAUAAGGAUCUUGGACAUAUACAUGGUCAAGUUGGAACUGGGAUUCCUCAGGUGUCUGGUCUUGUUGGCUGCAAAGGACAAGUACAAAGUGGGUCAUCUCUGCCUGUUCAUAAAUUUCUCUUAAACUUGUUUGCCUUACCUUCCUCAUGGUUGGACAAAGGACAUCGUCCCCUCCAUGCUGCCCUCCUGCUGGGACUUACCCCAAUUUCCAAAACAGGAAAUUGGGAGGGAAAGGGAAAGUCAGAUGAUGGCAGAGCAGAAAGGAGAAGACGUUGAGCUCUUGGGCCUGUAAUCAGGGCUUUUGAACCAGAGUCACAUCCUUCAGUCCAGCAGAGGGGCCGUGGUGUGUUUGUCAGUGGUCUCUGGAACACUGGCACGCUUGUUCCAUUCCCCGUCUAGAAAGGCUGUCAGGGGGGUGUUAGGAGUUGGAAAGUAGUUGUUAAAGGGUGUUCACCAGCCUUUGUAAUAUCUGCAUCAGGGGCUGACGCGUGAAGAGCCUCAGCUGAACAACAGCCUGGUAAGUGUUAGUCGGGAAGACUCCUUCUUUACAUUUUUUUCUCUCCAGGGUUAACUACUGCACCAUUAAUGUAAGGAGGACUCCUGACCACUUACUGUUUAAAAUUGCACCAGAGGGAUGAGUUCUCCAGACCCUAGGCUAUCACUGUCAAAAGCCUCAUUUCCUAGGCCAUUUGGAUUGUCUAGUGGGCAGUUUCUCCAUACCACUGGCCACCCCUGGUGUCCUGUAGCUACUGGAAAAUAUGUUCAUUGUUAUUACGGAGGGCUUUGGGUGCCCAGAUCACACAGAUAUUGUAGCGGAUACUUAAAAUGACAGAGAUGCGUGUAAGUGCCUGUCUUAGCACGGAAUUGUUUUCAUCAUUUGACUUCAUUUUAAUUAAGUGAUGGGCUUUGCAUUUUGUAUAUGUGCUGUCUAGCUGCCAGGCUGCCGGGAAUCAGCAAAUCAUCUAAGGAUGUGUUCUUUGAUCUUAUUUGACUGUAAUGCUCAAAUCUGUGUUUCCACAGCUGCAUUCCUGUUUGUACAAUAGGCAUAAAUACCAGGAACAUUUUCUGUAGGGAGUGUGCUCUGCCCUAGCAAAGUGACACUUCAUUCCUACCACAGCUUUUAUGCACAUUCAGGGCCCAGGAACCAGGGGCAAAGAGUGUGUUAGCCUCCAUUCUGGCGACUCUGCUUUCGCAGGUAGCUUUGUUUUUAAAGAGAAUACUGAGACCGUUGAUAUAUCUUUCCUUUUAAAAAAGCAUAAAACAAGUUUCCUCAGAGGCCACGUAUUCAGAACUUGUUUUAAAUUUUGAUCAGAUUAUAUCAUAUACAGUUUUCAAACCCAUGUUCAGUUACAGUAUCCUUCAAGUCUGUCGGACUAUUCGUCAUCCCAGAAACCACCCCUCCCCAGUUCAGGUUUCCAGGUAAUUGUUUAAUUCAUUCAAAGAAUUGAUUUUUUUUCCUCAAAAAGAAUGAAUUGUCUCAAAUAAUAAAGUGCUUCUUAAAUUCA
Messenger RNA from Peromyscus californicus insignis, 5537 nucleotides. RefSeq names its product GINS complex subunit 3 (gene Gins3). The coding region runs from base 3136 to 3786 and encodes 216 amino acids. Gene Ontology annotation, cellular component: GINS complex. Lineage: Eukaryota; Metazoa; Chordata; Mammalia; Rodentia; Cricetidae. Gene Ontology annotation, biological process: mitotic DNA replication initiation. The record is from RefSeq and is a predicted model, not a curated record. The transcript is spliced from 3 exons.